Aspergillus heteromorphus CBS 117.55 is the source of this 558-nucleotide messenger RNA. Its product is annotated as YbhB/YbcL family Raf kinase inhibitor-like protein. The record is from RefSeq and is a predicted model, not a curated record. The transcript has 2 exons. Bases 1 to 558 code for a protein of 185 amino acids. NCBI's taxonomy places the organism in Eukaryota, Fungi, Ascomycota, Eurotiomycetes, Eurotiales, Aspergillaceae.
AUGAACCACCUCCCCCCACCCCUGGAAUCCCUCCUCGGCCGACUCCUCCGCUCCCAACGCGCCCACGACCCCAAACUCCUCACACGCCUCAGCCCAACCAUCCACUCCCUCCCGCCCACGCUCACCGUGCACAGUUAUUUGCUGAUCGUGGAGGAUCCCGACGCGCCGGUCCCGAAGCCCAUUGUGCAUGGGCUGUUUUAUGGCAUUCCGGCGGGGAGAGGCGGGGUGCCGGUGGCGGUGGAGGGGGGGGAUUUUGAGUUGGAUGGAAAUGGGGAGGGGGUGGCAGGGAGGUUGUUGAAGGGUGGGUUUCGUGUCGGUGUGAAUUGGCAUCGGAAUGUGUGGAGUGGGCCGAGGCCUGUGUUGGGGCAUGGGGUGCAUCGGUAUUUCUUUCAGGUUGUGGCGUUGGGGGGGGAGAUUGCUGGUGCUGGUGGGGAUGGGGAUGGGGAUGGGGUUGCAGGAGGGGGAAAGGCGCUGGGGAAGGAAGAGAUCUUGGAGAGGUUGGCGGGUUGUGGGGUUGUUGCUUGGGGGGAGUGGGUGGGGACGUUUGAGAGGAAGUGA